Setaria italica (foxtail millet) is the source of this 2377-nucleotide messenger RNA. RefSeq names its product fimbrin-5. The transcript is spliced from 14 exons. The record is from RefSeq and is a predicted model, not a curated record. Gene Ontology annotation, cellular component: actin filament bundle; actin filament; cytoplasm. Bases 108 to 2129 code for a protein of 673 amino acids. Gene Ontology annotation, molecular function: actin filament binding. Gene Ontology annotation, biological process: actin filament network formation; actin filament bundle assembly. NCBI's taxonomy places the organism in Eukaryota, Viridiplantae, Streptophyta, Magnoliopsida, Poales, Poaceae.
CAACCUGUCCUAUGAAUUGUUUAUCACUGGCCCCUUGUAUUUGAGGAAUUGGUGCAAAGAAGGAAUUUGCCACGACCCACGGGAAAGACAAUUGAUUUUCGAACGCAAUGUCUACCUUCUUUGGUGUUCUUGUCUCCGAUCCGGGGCUGCAGAGCCAGUUCACCCAAGUGCAGCUCCGGACCCUCAAAACAAAAUUUGUUGCUGCAAAGAGACCGGAUGCGGAUCAUGUAAUGAUAAAAGAUUUGCCCCCGGUGAUGGAGAAGCUCCGGGGCAUCCAUGAGGUUCUGUCUGAAGAAGAGGUUAGCAGAUUUUUGAGUGAGACCUAUCCUGAUAUGAACCAGCCUAUAGAAUUCGAGCCCUUCCUUAAGGAAUACUUAAAUCUCCAAGCAAAGGGGACCGCAAAAAAUGGAGGCAAAAAGAAAUUGAAGGGAUCUGUGUCAUUUUUGAAAGCUUCCACCACUACUCUCUUGCACGUCAUUAAUGAGUCUGAAAAAACUUCCUACGUCAAUCAUAUCAAUAAUUUUCUGGGAGAGGAUGCUUUCCUGAAGAAUUUCUUGCCAUUGGAUCCUGCAUCGAAUGAGUUAUUUAACCUUGUUCGGGAUGGUGUGCUACUUUGCAAGUUGAUCAAUGUUGCUGUUCCCGGCACAAUCGAUGAGAGAGCAAUCAAUACAAAGAAGGAACUUAAUCCAUGGGAGAGGAACGAGAACCAUACCCUUGGUCUCAACUCUGCAAAGGCCAUUGGUUGCACAGUUGUUAACAUUGGAACACAAGAUUUGAUUGAAGCUAGACCUCAUCUAGUUCUUGGUCUGUUAUCCCAAAUCAUAAAGAUACAACUACUAGCGAAUCUGAAUCUAAAGAAAACACCACAGUUGGCGGAGAUUGUGGCUGAUGACAAUGGCAAGGAGGUAGAGGAGCUGGUCACCUUAGCGCCAGAUAAGAUGUUGCUCAAAUGGAUGAACUUCCAUCUCAAGAAAGCAGGGUAUAAAAAAACUGUAACAAAUUUCUCUACUGAUGUGAAGGAUGGUGAAGCGUAUGCUUACCUUCUCAGCACCCUGGCUCCAGAGCAUAGCUCAAAAACCAUGAUAGAAACUUCGGAUCCCAAGGAGAGGGCAAAGAAAGUACUUGAAACUGCAGAAAAGCUCGAUUGUACAAGAUAUGUAACAUCAAAAGAUAUUGUUGAAGGUUCAGCAAAUCUCAACUUGGCAUUUGUUGCUCAAAUAUUCCAGAACAGAAAUGGUUUAUCAACCAACACUGUGGCUCCUGUUGAAGAUACUCCCGAUGAUGUGGAAGCAUCCAGGGAAGAGAGAGCGUUUCGCCUAUGGAUUAACAGCCUUGGAAUUCCAACUUAUGUGAACAAUUUGUUUGAGGACGUUAGGACUGGAUGGGUCCUGCUAGAGGUUCUUGAUAAAAUUUCUCCUGGGUCAGUUAACUGGAAGCAUGCAUCUAAACCACCAAUUAUUAUGCCGUUUAGAAAAGUGGAGAACUGCAACCAGGUUAUCAAAAUUGGGAAGGAGUUAAAUUUUUCUCUGGUAAAUGUAGCAGGAAAUGACAUUGUGCAAGGAAAUAAGAAACUAAUUCUAGCUUUUCUGUGGCAACUCAUGAGGACCAGUAUCCUACAAUUGCUAAGGAACUUGAGAUCCCAUUCUAAAGAGAAAGAGAUCACCGAUGCUGACAUCCUCAUAUGGGCUAACAAUAAGGUCAAGGAAUCUGGCAAAACUUCUCGCAUCGAAAGCUUCAAGGACAAGAGCAUAUCUGAUGGGGUGUUCUUCCUUGAGCUCCUAAGCGCUGUGCAGAGCAGGGUUGUUGACUGGAACAUGGUGAAGAAGGGGGAGGAUGAGGAGGAGAAGAAGCUGAAUGCAACAUAUAUCAUCAGUGUUGCUCGGAAGCUAGGAUGCACUGUGUUCUUGUUGCCAGAAGACAUAAUGGAGGUGAACCCAAAGAUGAUCCUCACGCUUACCGCGAGCAUCAUGUACUGGAGCCUGCAGAAGCAAGGGCCUUACCAAAGCCCUGGACCACAGGAUGCUCUUCUAGAGGAAGAGGAAGGCGAGGAGGAGGAAGAGGAAGAAGAGGAAGAGGAGGAGGAUUUCGAAGGAGGCAUCGAAGACGGCGUCUCCAAUCUGACCACUUGAUCAGAAAGUACGUCACAGCCAGCCACCACAGCGGACCAGGUUUGCACGGUGAAGUUGCCGGGUUAUCAGGGGUUUGUCGAAACCGAAAGGGGAAGGAAAAUCAAACUGCAGCUGCAAAGGAGAAAGUUUUGGGUAAAGAUAGUUGAUUUCAUUCUUUGCAUGGCAGGGAGCAGCAACUCAACUCCUCUUAGUAGGUAAGAUUGUGCGCGAUCGCACAGCCUAAUCUUGUAUGCCAAUUGCCAAGUGUA